Periophthalmus magnuspinnatus is the source of this 941-nucleotide messenger RNA. RefSeq names its product lysosomal thioesterase PPT2-A-like. NCBI's taxonomy places the organism in Eukaryota, Metazoa, Chordata, Actinopteri, Gobiiformes, Gobiidae. The record is from RefSeq and is a predicted model, not a curated record. The transcript is spliced from 8 exons. Gene Ontology annotation, cellular component: lysosome. Gene Ontology annotation, molecular function: thiolester hydrolase activity. The coding region runs from base 17 to 892 and encodes 291 amino acids.
UGUAGUUCACACAGACAUGGAUAAGUCAAUGGUGUGUUCACUGCUGUUUCUGCUGCUCCUCUGCUGCGCCUCCUACAUCUCUCAGGCCUACAAACCUGUUUUCAUCGUGCACGGACUCUUCGAUGGACCAAAGGAAUUCAAAACACUCACAAAGUUUAUACAGAAGUCCCACCCCGGCACAGAGGUGACGACCCUGGACCUAUAUGAUGGACUCCUCAGUGUCAAACCUCUGUGGACUCAGGUCAGAGACUUCAGGGCUAAACUUGAGGCCAGACUGAACCAGACCAAAGAGGGGGCCCAUCUGCUCUGCUUCUCUCAAGGUGGGGUGAUCUGCAGAGGGCUGCUGUCUGUGAUGCCGAAUCAUAACAUCCACUCGUUCAUCUCUCUGUCCGCUCCUCUGGCUGGACAGUACGGAAACACAGAUUAUUUAAAAAAGGUUUUCCCCAAAUACCUGAAGAAGAACAUCUACAAAGUGUGUUACAACAAACUGGGCCAGCAGCUGUCCAUCUGCCAGUACUGGAACGAUCCUCAUCACAGAGACAAGUAUCUGAAAUACAACAACUUCCUGCCAUGGAUCAACGGAGAGAAACAACAUCAAUAUAUAAAUAACUGGAGGGACAACUUCCUGAGGAUAAAGAAGUUGGUUCUGAUCGGGGGUCCAGACGACGGGGUCAUCACUCCAUGGCAGUCCAGUCACUUUGGUUUCUUUGACAACAAUGAAAGUUUGAUCGAGAUGAAGAACCAAGAGUAUUACCGCAGUGACGUCUUUGGGCUGAAGACGUUGGACUUUCGUGGGGACGUGUCCAUGUGUGUGCAGUCUGGAGUGGCUCAUGUCCAAUGGCACUCAGACUCCACCGUGUUCACCAACUGUAUCCAGGACUGGCUCACCUGAAGCUGCGACCAACGGCAACACUCCAUUUUAGAUACACAUUUAAACCAUU